This is a messenger RNA of Mercenaria mercenaria, 2101 nucleotides long. Its product is annotated as BTB/POZ domain-containing protein 6-A-like. Gene Ontology annotation, cellular component: cytosol. Lineage: Eukaryota; Metazoa; Mollusca; Bivalvia; Venerida; Veneridae. The record is from RefSeq and is a predicted model, not a curated record. The coding region runs from base 145 to 1536 and encodes 463 amino acids. The transcript has 4 exons. Gene Ontology annotation, molecular function: protein binding. Gene Ontology annotation, biological process: neurogenesis.
AUUUGGAAUUCAAAUUCUUCAUACAAGCAAACUUAAAAUCGGAAAUAAAUGAUAUAGAAUCCAGUGCCUGACAGUAACCAAACGUGAAAUUUAUGUAGAAUUUGUCCGAGGAAAACUGAAGUUGUAUUAUGAGUUAAAACAAACAUGUCUACCAGACAACAGAGCUUUUUGACUAGACAGCGAGGAAAUAGUAAAGGAAUUUUCAGACGAACAAGUAGACCUACUUCUAAUAAGUCAGCACCUUCGUCAGACAAGUCUGUGAGUUUUAACUUUAACCUUGACUGGCAGUCGGGUAAAAGUCUUGCAGAGUGUAACAAGCAAAUGUUAGAAGCCAGUUUUCUCACUGACGUCAUUUUCCACAUUGAAAACGGGAAAAAACGAGAAAUCAUCAAAGCGCACAAAUUCGUCCUGGCCAGCCGCAGUUCUGUGUUCUUCUCCAAACUGUGUGGAAGCCACGGUAGCGAGAAUGUCUUUACUGUUGGUGAUAUAGCACCAAAAAUAUUCAACAAACUGUUAGGGUACAUUUACACGGAUGACGUGGACCUCACCACUAAAACGGUGUUACCACUGUUGUAUGCGGCGAAGAAGUACAAGCUUCAAGGUUUGGUGACGAAAUGCUGUGAGAAAUUAACUGCAGAUAUUGAUACAGAGAGUGUGUGCACGUUGCUGGAACAAGCGCACAAGUAUAAGGAAGUUGAACUGGAGAAACAUUGUCUUCAAUACAUAUUCAAGAAUGCGCACGCAGUUUUACAGACAGCCUCAUUCCAAAAUUUGUGCGGUGUCUGUUUAAAGAAGAUUAUACAAUGUGAUGAUCUCAAAGCAGACGAAAGCAAGAUUUACGAAGCAGUCUGUCACUGGUCGGCGAAGGAGUGCAAGAGACAGAAACUGUCACCAACUCCGGACAACAGAAGUCGAGUUCUAGGUAAACUCAUAUAUUUUGUGCGAUUUCCAUUGUUAGAUAUUGAAUAUUUCGCAGAAAAUGUGCCAGCUCAGGGCCUUCUGACGAAAGACGAAAUCACACAAAUUUUCAGGUAUUUUCACAGCAGAACGUCGCCAUCUGUCGGUCCAUUUAUUUCCAGGAGGCGCGCGCUUACACGUGUCGUCAGGUUUGAAACUACUUCCGGUGCUUGGAAUGUUGGGAAUUAUAUUUUCGAUUCGAUCAGGUUUCAAAGCUCAAUAGAUAUUACAUUACACGGAGUGGUUGUGUAUGGUUGUUUUACAGGAACGUCAGAAUAUGACGUAGCUGUAAGAAUACUGAAUAACAAACAAGAAAUCAUGGCACAAAACAACGUAAUUAUUGAGUCUAAUGCAGACAUAGAAAUGUGUGAUAUCUUAUUAAGCAAUGCUAUAAGACUUGACGCCAUGACAUGGUAUACAAUCAUGUUAAAUAUGGAAGGCCCGCAGACAAAGCGUGGUGUCUGCGGCAAAGAGAUGGUAUAUUACGAACAAAUUCAGUUUAUGUUUAAAAACAGUGGUUUUCCUCAAAACUGUACUUCUGAGAGAGAAGGACAGAUACCAGGCAUUUUGUUUCAUUAACAGUUUUGUUUCCUUUGUUUGAAUUACACGGAGUCAUUCAGUGGAUGCUUUUAAAUUGUCAUACUCAUCCAUUAGAGCUUCGGCACAGUCCCUGAACUUCGACAUAGUCCCUGAACGUCGACAUAGUCCCAGAACGUUGGCAUAGUCCCAAAACGUCGAUAUAGUCCCUGAACGUUGACAUAGUCCCAAAACGUAGACAUAGUCCCAGAACGAACAACGCAACACUUGACAUUCGAGACUGUUAGUUACGUUUAGGAAGGUAUUCAACAGCGUAGAAUUUUAUUUAUUACGGAAUAAUUUCAAAAGACAUGUCAGCUACAGCGAGUUGAGAAAAUUGGGCGUUGGCAGGAUGUAUGGUUAAUAUGAGGAACACAAUUUCUGAAACAGCCAUAACUUUUGAUUAAGCCUGAUUCCCAUAAUGAUUUUACCAGAUUUAAUGUCUCAUCUAGCUGUACCUAAAAAUGAUUCAAAGUAUUGCAUGUUCACUUUUAAGCAGUCAAUACAUAUGAGCCGCGCCAUGACAAAACCAACGUAGUGGGUUUGCGACCGGCAUGGACCCAGACCA